UCAGAUGCCCGGACACUUGCAUGCCCUAAUUAUCGUCUCCGCGCCCUCGAUUUCUCUCGCAGUCUAUCUUUCCCUUCUUUUUUUUUCUCUGAGCAGCGGAAACAAAAGCCCUGAUUAAUGUCAGGUUCCUACGGCUACGGCGGACCCGACGAUCGCGCGCCGCCUCCCCGCGGCGGCGGAUAUGGCCGAGGCCGCGGCGGCUACUGUGGAAACCCCGGGAAUCGAGGUGGCGGCGGUGGGUACGGGGAUGGUGGGCACCAAGGUGGCGAUCGUGGUAACCGUGGAGGUGGCGGAGGGCGCCGAGGUGGUGGCCGCGGCGGCGGUUUUGGACGGGAGGGGGAUUGGCGAUGCCCCAACCCCAGUUGUGGAAACCUGAACUUUGCAAGAAGAACCGAGUGUAACAAGUGUGGUGCUCCAUGCCCUGGUGGUGCUGCUGGUGGUGGGGGAGACUCCAGUGACAAUAACAGAGGUGGUGGUGAUUAUAAUGGUGGUCGUGGUGGUUAUAAUAUCGGUGGAGGGGGAUAUGGUGGCAACCGAGCCGGAUAUGGUGGGAAUCUUGGUGGAAGGAGUAGUGGUUAUGGGGGAAGAGGUGGUGAUUAUGGUGGAAGAGGUGGAUCUUACAAUAUCAAUAAUCACGAAAGAGAGGAUGGUGGUUAUGGUCAAGUUUCUCCAACGCCUCCAUCUGCAUAUGGUGGUCCUAUUGGAAAUUAUCCUCCUGCUCCAGGGACCUAUGGUUCAAAUGAUGCUUAUGGUGUUGAUUCUAUUCCACGUCCUAGUACCUAUGGUGAUCCCAAUUCUUACCCUCCUUCAUAUGGUGCUCCCCCUCCAAAUACAUAUGGCAGUGAAGGUCAUGUGGCUCGCAGUGGUCCACCAUCUGGCUAUAGUGCUCCACCGUCUGGAUAUGGUGGUGGAUAUGGUGACCGCACGAACCCUGUCCACGACAUUGGUGUUCCACCUCGCCAUAGUGGUGGUGCCUUUGGUGCUCCUCCUGUUGCAGUUAAACAGUGUGAUGAGAAUUGUGGAGAAUCCUGUGAUAACACGAGGAUUUACAUCUCAAACUUGCCUCCUGAUGUGACGACUGAAGAUCUGCAUGACCUUUUUGGAGGGAUUGGACAGGAAUUGGCUUCUACCACUAAAUAUGGCAUUAUUUCUUGCUCGGAUCAAGAGGUAUAACUACUAAACCCAUCAUGGGGUUAAAAUGGGUUCACUUAUGGCUUUUUCUGAAAAGUCUUGUUAAUUGUCAUUUUGCAUUGAUCAAUGCAUUUUUUUUUCUGCAGAAGCUACUAAAAUAUGAAGGAUGAAAUCAUAGAUUAUUCUUGAAUGUGUUAUUGCAAUUCUCCCCCCAGUAGCAUGGAUUUGAUUAAUAUGUUAUAUUUCAUUGGUGUUUGCAGAUUUGGGUUCUUAGUUUGCACUAUUCUUGAUGAAAUUGUAGAUUGUAUAUUUAUAUGGUCUUGUUUAGCAUUUUGGAGCAUGUCAUGUUUGAAAACGUUUGGAUCCUAUUUUAUUUUUUAGUGCUGCAUUUUGUUCAAGAAAGUUAACACUUUUACUACUGCUUUACAAUGAGCAUAAUAUUGCUCCGUUUCUCACUGUCAGUAAAUAAUCUUAUAUGAUGGUUAUAUCCUCACUGUAAAUCUGUCA
This is a messenger RNA of Musa acuminata AAA Group (dessert banana), 1638 nucleotides long. RefSeq names its product transcription initiation factor TFIID subunit 15b-like. The coding region runs from base 118 to 1173 and encodes 351 amino acids. NCBI's taxonomy places the organism in Eukaryota, Viridiplantae, Streptophyta, Magnoliopsida, Zingiberales, Musaceae. The record is from RefSeq and is a predicted model, not a curated record. Gene Ontology annotation, molecular function: RNA binding. The transcript has 4 exons.